Molecule: messenger RNA, 756 nt
Organism: Sphenostylis stenocarpa
Lineage: Eukaryota; Viridiplantae; Streptophyta; Magnoliopsida; Fabales; Fabaceae
Source: the annotation of a GenBank genome assembly
AUGGCGGCAACCAGUGACCAAGAAAUGGAAUCACUACUCUCUGCGUUCGAUCAGAUCUACGAGGAUGCUAAGAGUAGCAUUUCGGAGAUGCAGUUGCUGCAAUCCAACUACAACGCAGAGCUCAAGUCGCGUGAAUCACUCCAAAUCGCUUCCAACGCCCUUAAAAGAGAAAAUGAUAGGUUGGCAAAACUGUACUCGGAGUCCUUGAAGAAUCUAGCGGAUCAGCUUGAUUAUCGUACAAAAUGCCUGAAUUUAAAAGAAGAAUUGGAGAGAGCGAACAAUGAAGUUUUGCUUAAAGAAGACGGACACAGGAAGGAUAUGGAAUUGCUUAAGCGAGAAUAUGAACAACAAAUUGCGUGUUUGGAAGCUCAAGUCAAGGAAUCUCUACAUGAGAAAGCAACAUAUGAAGCAACUAUAAGCCAACUCCAUGGAGAUUUAGCUGCACAUAAAAGUCAUAUGCAGGUUCUAGCAACGAGAUUGGACCAAAUCCAUGUUGAAGUGGAAUCCAAAUAUAAUUUUGAGGUUCAGGAUUUGAAAGAAUGUCUUGCGGUUGAGCAGGAAGAAAAAAACGAGUUAAACAGAAGAAUCCAAAAUCGGGAAAAGGAAUUACUGAUUUGUAAAGCAAAGCUGGUGGACCAGCAGCAGGAAAUGACAGCAAAUUGGCAUGUUGAAACGCUUAAGCAGAAAAUCAUGAAACUGAGAAAGGAAAACGAGGUCCUGAAAAGAAAGUUAUCUCAGUCAGAAGAGGGCGAGUAA